Messenger RNA from Anopheles funestus (African malaria mosquito), 1318 nucleotides. Its product is annotated as zinc finger HIT domain-containing protein 2. The transcript is spliced from 2 exons. Bases 129 to 1265 code for a protein of 378 amino acids. The record is from RefSeq and is a predicted model, not a curated record. Lineage: Eukaryota; Metazoa; Arthropoda; Insecta; Diptera; Culicidae.
UCAAACAGAAAGUUGGUUACAAUAUUUGAAGAAAAUUCCGCCUUCUGUCAAAAUCAUAUUUUCUGCCACAAUAACAAACGUCGUGCACCGUAUACUUUACUAAAAUAAGCAUACAUAUUUCAGUUACAAUGAAUGGACAGGUUUGCAAAAUCUGUGGAGCCAAAGAAGCAAAGUACAACUGCCCGAGGUGCAACAUGAUGUACUGUUCCGUUCAGUGCUACAAAGCACAACAACAUCUGGAAUGCUCGGAAGGCUUUUACCGUGAGAAUGUCGUUCAAGAGCUAGCACUACGGAAAGCUGAUGCUGAUGCCGCACAACCUAGCAAAACUAUGCUGGAAAUACUGCAACGAGUGGAACAGAUGGACUCAAUGCAUGACGACGAUUCAUCCACAGGAGCUGCAUCCGACGUUGAAGAUGCGGAUCAACAACUUGAUUCAGAUGAUGAGGAACAGGAGGAUGAACUGGCAAGCAGAUUGAAGGGGAUCGAUUUGGACAAUGCAGCUGAAGUGUGGGAUCGGUUAACUGACGGCGAAAAGGAAGAGUUUCAACGGUUUCUCGAGAAUGGAGAUAUCGUGAAAAUGCUGCCCGAUCCAAACAUUUGGUGGACAAAGGCUUACAAAGUGGAUUUAGUACAGACAGCCGAAGAACCAUCAACACAGGAGCAGAAGUUGUUUGAAGCUUGUCCUAAGAUAUCAAACAACAUCCCCAAGCUAACCGACAUUCUGCACGACGCACCUUCUCCGUCGGUGCGGCACAACAUUGCCAAUGUGCUAGCGGCUUAUUCAUUCGUAUAUCGGUACUUUCUAGGAGAUAUACAUGAAGACGCAUUAGAAGCAGUCGACUGUAUGCUUGGUAUAUGCGUUAAUCUCAAGAAAAGCGUCAUUUUCGACACAGAACUUAUGGCAGUAACUUCCGUGGUUAGUGAGUGCUGUAAUGAACAGCUUCCGACGAACAAUGAAACGUUGGGCGCAAUGAAAACGGACGUCCAAACGUUGUUUUCGGGUCCAAAAGGAUGUGGCAAAAAGUAUAGUAGAUUGUUCCUUCUAUCAGCCUUAUCGGACAUACGUACAUUGUUGGGCGAAGCUAAGCGUGGAUUGAAAGAUUUAGACUUCAAAGUAGAAGCGUGUAGUAAAGAUAAAUUAAAUCAGGUUAAAACGGACGGUACCGAACUUAAGCAUGUCAAUGCUCCGUUGUUGCGGAGUUGUGGUAAAAAAAUAGAUUUUUAUCUCGCGUACGCUCGUUCCCCACAUUUGAAACUAUCGUAACGGAUUUGAGAAAGGAAAUAAAAACGAACACCGAGCGUGUUAUCAAAAUAUAA